CUCAUCCCAAUAAACGUCAACCUGAUUUAAAGUGUCGCAGGCAGGGCUGGUCUGUGGUGGAGGUUUUCCAGUUAUCAAAUUAGAGUCGGUGAGCUGGGAUAGGCUGGGAGUUUGGUUCAGAGAAGUUCGGACAUAGCCUACUGCGGGACGGGGCAAGAAGAGUAGCGACUGAAUGUGGGACAGGAAAUCUGACGUGGACCAUCUACGAGAAAUAAUCGCAUUUGUUGCAUCCAGCAAUCAAAGAUCAUACCCGCGUGAAUGACAAAGGUUGGGUGGGUAAACUUUGUCAUUCGGGUCUGAUCGUUCUAAAACCGGGCUGUUGUUUUUAGUGGAAGCGCUGAAAGAGAACAUCAUGCCAAGGCGGACCGUGCACGAAGUAACAGUUCAAGAUGUCCAGAAGAGGAGAAAUCCGAACAAACACUAUGUUUACAUCAUCAAAGUGUCCUGGUCUGAUGGCAGCACUGAGGUCAUCUUCAGGCGCUACAGCAAGUUCUUCGACCUGCAGAUGGAGCUUCUGGAUAAGUUCCCUGUGGAAGGAGGGCAGAAAGACCCCAAGCGCAGAAUCAUCCCUUUUCUACCAGGGAAGAUCCUGUUCAGGAGAAGCCAUAUCAGGGAUGUGGCCAUGAAGCGCCUGAGGCCUAUCAACGAGUACUGCAGGGCUCUGAUUCAGCUGCCCGUGUACGUAUCCCAGUGUGAGGAGGUUCGUGUAUUCUUCGAGACUCGUCCUGAAGACCUCAACCCACCUAAAGAGGAACCCAUUGGAAAGAAGAAGCCAGGGAUUGUGGAGAGAGCGACUACUUUCCUAAAGAGAGGAGACUCCACCUCAGCUGACCCUCUGCUCCUAGACCAGUAUGUGGCCGUCACGGACUAUGAGAAACAGGAGAGCUCUGAGAUCAGCCUGCACGUGGGACAGACGGUGGAGGUCAUCGAGAAGAAUGAGUCUGGUUGGUGGUUUGUUAGUUCAGACGAGGCCCAAGGCUGGGUCCCUGCCACCUGCCUGGAGGCCCAGGAUGACCCUGACGACUUCUCCCUUCCCGGCGAGGAAGUGUCCCGGAGAUACUGGUCACUGCCGAGCCUUGUGGGCCGCCGGCGAACGUUAGGGGAUCUGUUCAGCACAGGCUUUGGGCAAGAGGAGAAGUACACAGUGAUCUACCCAUAUGCAGCGCGAGACCAAGAUGAGAUCGACCUAGAAAGUGGCAUGACUGUGGAGGUCAUGCAGAAGAACCUUGAGGGCUGGUGGAAGAUCAGGUACCAGGGACAGGAGGGCUGGGCCCCGGCGUCCUACUUGAAGAAGGCCGACAUCCUGAGCCAGAAGCUGGUGGCAGGGGCAGCGGGCCACUCCAGCACUAACGACCUGGACGGAUUCUCUAAGCAGCAGAGUCAACAGAACCAAGCCAAGGAGAGCCGAGGAGACAACAAGGAUCAGAAAGACAAGGGCUUCUCCCCCUUUGCCAAGCAGCACAAACAAGGGGCUAGACAGAGACCACCUCCACGCAGGGAUCUCACCAUCCCGAGGGGGCAGAACCUGCCCAAGCCACCCACCCCUCCCCAGGUGGAGGAGGAGUUCUAUACCAUCGCAGACUUCCAGACCACCAUCCCCGACGGCAUCAGCUUCCAGGCUGGGGUCAAAGUGGAGGUGAUAGAGAAGAACUCCAGUGGCUGGUGGUACAUUCAGAUUGAAGACAAAGAGGGCUGGGCCCCUAUCACCUUCAUCGACAAAUACAAGAAGACCAGCUUGACCCCGCGCCCCAACUUCCUUGUACCUCUGCCCAACGACUUGGUCCAGCUGAAGCUGGAGGAUGGCACUGCUGGCGGUGCGGGGCAAGAGGACAGCUGGUCCAAACCGCUGCCAGACGAACCCACGGCAGGGAGCGAGUCCGUAGCCCGGCCCAAGCUCAGGGACUGGAAGUCCAGUGCCAGUAAGGCGGCAUCUGCUUUUUCCGGUCCCCUGCCCCCAGCCCCGUCUGCCCCACUGACUGAGGAGAAGCCAGCCCUGCCACCCCGCAGGGAGUCCAUCAACAAGAGCACGGACAUUGAGAUUACUGUGGAGAAACCCAGGCCAGACCUAUCCAAACCCUUGCCUUUGAAAACCCCUGCCCCGGGGGUCAUCAUGCCCCUGCUCACCCCCAAAGCUGCCCCCUUCAAGCCAGACAAGCCCCCCGAGCCCAAAAGAGAGGUCACGAACAAACCUCUGCAUUUGAAGAAUGAGAUGGGUUUGGAGUGUGGCCACAAGGUCUCCGCCAAGGAGGUUAAGAAGUUCAACCUGAAACCUGUGGCUAAGCAACCACCCAAGCCCAUGCCUGAUGCACCGGAGGAGAAACCAGAGGCCAUCGGCCCUGCACUGUUCAUGAAGCCUAAACCCAUAGUCCGGCCCAAACCCGUCCCAGCUGCCAAGCCAGAACCGCCAGCUGAGAACAAGCUGGAUAUCACCAACCUGAGGAGCAAGCUGAAGCCUUCAAAGCCAGCUGAACCAGGCUCUGGAUCAGCAGAGACAAGCCAGCAAAACGGCGCUGCUCCAAACAACGGCCCUAGCAACGCUCUCCCCAAGAUGCCGCCGCCCAACCUCCCCCCUAAUAAUGCUUUACCCAAGAUGCCUCCUGGUAAUGUACCCCCCAAGAUGCCCCCUCCUAAUAAUGUUCUCCAAAACAUGCCACGUCCCAACAGCCCCCCUCUCAAUGCACUCCCCAAGAUGCCCCCGGCCCCCAAUGCUCUCAAUGGCAAGGCCAGCGACGAGCCCAAGUUCCCCCCCAAGCAGCAAAAUGGCCACGGACAAGUGAGCCAGGAUGUCCCCAAACCCGCCGUUCCCCCCCCCAAAGAACCUCCAGGGAGGCCAGCCGUCCUCCCUAGGCGACCCCCUCCACCUAAAAAGACCUCAGAGCCAUCCAGCCCCACAGAAACCAAAGCUCCCCUGAAAGAGCUCCCAGACACCAAGCCUGCUCCCCCCCAGCUCAGCAGACCACCUCCCCCUAAACCCAAGGCCUUCAUGCUGCCCCCGCCUAAAGACAAGGACAAGGGGGAGCCCAAGGCAAAAGUGCCUGUGGCCCCAAAGCCCCUGGUUAAAAUUGAGAAACCAGGCCCUCCGAGGGAUAAGCUGCCUCCUCUGAUCAAGGAUCCCAGUAAGGAGGAGCUGUUCUUGGCCGUGGCGGACUUUGAGGGCGACGAUCAGAUGGGUGGCUUCAAGGAGGGCACCGUGUUCGAGGUGAUGGAGCGGAACAGCAGCGGCUGGUGGUUUUGUAAAAAUCUAGGAGAAGGGCCAAUGAAAGAGGGCUGGAUCCCCUCCAAUUACCUGACCAAGAAACCCUAGGUAACAGGUUCUGUUGGCCUUUUUAAUAAAAAUAUGACUAAUUGUAUUUAAUUAGCUUUUUAUUUAUAGGUACCUUUUUUGAUUGAGAUUUGUUACUUUGUUAAAUUCCAUUUGUUUAGCAAGAAUGAACCAGCAAUGUUUAUUUUUUUGCAUAUUGUUCUUUUUUUUGUACUUUUUAUCCUCGUUACAAAUGACUAAGCAUAAAAUCCAUAACAAGCAAAUGUUCAUGUUCACCUUUUGUGCCAUAUGUUACUCAACAAGCCUAUAAUGUCAUUUUAUGAUACAGUAAUGUUAUCACAAGCUUUGUAAUAGAACAAAUGUCUUUCCAAGCCGUCUAUAAUAUUGUGCCUCGGUAUAGUGCUUUAAGCUUAAAUAUAUGCAAUUUAGCUUGUUAGUUUCUCAGUUAGUAUUUCAAAAAUAUAUUUAAGUCUAAUGAGUGGAGUCAUAACUGACUGGAAAAUAAAUCAGACCAUACACCAGAGGAACCAGGGGUCCGUAUUCACAAAGCAUCUCAGACUAGGAGUGCUGAUUUAAGAUCAGUUUUGCCUUUUAGAUCUUAAUGAAUAAGAUUACAUGGAUAGGGGGGUACCUGAUUCUAGAUCAGCACUCCUACUCUGAGAAUCUUUGUGAAUACUGGCUGAGAUAAUCACAAGACAAACAGCCAAAACCAGCCUAAGGCAGAAGGCCAUGGAUACUCAAGAUUCCUCAAAGAACACCCCUCCUCCACUAAGGCUGCAACGGAGGUUACAAUAGGAGUUCAAGAGGACAUUUUGGCUUUCAAGUACUAAAAUAUUAACACUUCAAGCAACGUUUUUGACGAGUGCUUAAUACUAAACAUUUAUACAGAUCUUUUCAGGUUUGUGAACAUGUUUAUUCUUCUUUCAGGAACUGCAUAAUACUGAUGCGGCUGAUUUGUAACAGAUGUGCACUUUUCAGAUUAUUCAGCCGUUCAGACAGUUCAGGUUUGCAAUCUGGAUUACCAAACUGGGGGAGUGAGCCUGUCUUUCAACUCACUCUUGAACAUUGUAAUAGAAUGCACAAGGUGCAAUUUUAAAAUGAGGCAGUGCAUCAGUUUUCCUCUUGUCUGUCAUUGCAUACCUUAGAGGUAUUUAUAAUUUCUCAGAAAUGUCCAGUGAAAAAGCUUGGGAACCCCCUGGCUUAAUAGACCGAUGGAGAGGAAGUAUAGAAUGUACAAUUGAAAACCACAGCCAUGUAUUAAAACACUCAAAUAAGGUUGCUGCAAGACUUUGGGAGCUGCAUUGUAUACCAGGGUUGGAGUCCAACUCCUUUCAGGAUGGACUGAAUUGAAAUGAAAAUGGACCCUUUCCCUGGUGUUCACAGUACAAUAGGUGGAAAACACCCUAUUGAUUUCAUGAACUGUAGGUCUACCAUUAUCAAUACAGCCCCUAAAUAUGAGAAUUGACCUGCGAUUUAUGCAAUAAUAAUAUUAAUAAAUAUAAACAGCGAUACUGGAUCACAUUAAAAAAAAGGUGCUCAAAUAUAAAAAGUGUGAUAAUUAUAAAAAAAACAUUUACAUUAGUGUUUGACUGGUUUCAAGCACCAGACUUAGCAAAAGUUAGUUUUUCUCGUACUUCUAGAAUGAAGUAAUGUCAGCUGUCGUUUACUUUUCACCCUUGCCGUAGUUGGAACUUAAUCAUGCAUUGUUCCUACAGCCGAAGUAGUAACAUGUGUUUCCCAAAACACCACGCAGAGAGAACAUUCAGCAAGUGCGUCGUUGGAACAUGUCGACACUAUUAGGUUCGAAAGAUAGCGCUUCUCUAGGAUCCGCUUUCUCCAUUCAAAUUUGACCUUUAAAAUAAUUGUCACAAUACUGGUCAGACAGAUCAGCUCCUAGAGAGAUAUCGCCUAUGGCUGAAAAGAUCGAGGUGGCCUAUUAUAAUGGUUACCCGUGAAUGCAUUACAUCACAGAUUUGGCACAUCAUUGCAUUAAUGUUCCUACACAUUACAUAGAGGGAAAUAGCAGACAGUAGCCUACAAUUAGAUAAAUAGAACAUGAUGUUGAUUUAAAUAUGAUCAAAAUACAUAAGCAAAUGUAGUGUACUCAUUUAUAGUCAUCUUGGUUUUCAUUUGAAGCAUAAUUUUGUUACAAUUGCAAAGACAUUGCCCACUUUGUAGCCUAUUUAAAGUUAUCGGUGGUCACAGAGAUGGAUAAAAAUCCAUUGAUUGUGUGUUUAACAGAGGUCUUCUGUGUAUAAAGUGACAUGGAAGGACAAAAAAAAGCAUGUAACGAUGCACUUGGCUUUUCAAGUGGUGUGAGGCAGUCGGUAAAUAGGCCUAACAAGCCUUUAAGUGUGACUAGUAACAAUGGCUACUACGAAGGAUCUAACAAACUUAGCCUUAAGAUACUUCUGGGAAACUGGGCCAUGGUCAUGGAGAAAGAGGGUUGGUCUCCUAGGAGACACACUGACAAGGCUGGGAGUGCCUGUAGCUCAGGUUAAUUGGAGAAUCUCAGAGUAUGGUUGAUCUGAUUCUGCUCCUAGUUGCUUGGAUACUAUGUUUUUCCCAUCCCCCUCAUGUUAAAGUACUAGGUCCAAUGCUGUGUGUCAGGUCCCUAACCAGCAUUAAAAUCAUAAGUAACUUGGAGUUUUCUGGUCUUUGGCAGUGUGCAUAGGACACAAGUAAUUAUAUUCAUGUCAGAUUUGUAAUGAUCAACACUAGUGUCAAGUCAUUGAGUGAGACCUGACAGUUCGUGGAAUGUGAGUGAAACCUAGAUUGGGUUAUGGUAUGGGUUGGAAAGACAUGCAUUCAACACUUUGGUUACUGAAGCAUAAGGAGAGGCACACAGGGAUGUGAACGCUACAAUAAAACAGUAUGGAUUGUCUUCUUGCUAUAAGUAAUGCUUUACCCUAAACUGGUCAAUUUAAUUUGAAAAUGAAUUCAUAAAAAGAAACUGCUCAUUCUUUAUUCUUUGAGAUAUGCAGCAUAAACACCUUUCCCGCUGACAUAUUGCGCAUAUCCCAUCUUAGUCCUGUAUUGUAUUCGUAAUACUUGUGUAUUUCCCCUCAUGGUUCUCUUUCAUAUCAAGUCAAUAAACAUUUUUUUUAAAGUUA
Messenger RNA from Oncorhynchus kisutch (coho salmon), 6375 nucleotides. Its product is annotated as SH3 and PX domain-containing protein 2B-like. Gene Ontology annotation, molecular function: superoxide-generating NADPH oxidase activator activity; phosphatidylinositol binding; protein binding. The coding region runs from base 353 to 3304 and encodes 983 amino acids. Gene Ontology annotation, cellular component: cytoplasm. The record is from RefSeq and is a predicted model, not a curated record. Gene Ontology annotation, biological process: superoxide anion generation. NCBI's taxonomy places the organism in Eukaryota, Metazoa, Chordata, Actinopteri, Salmoniformes, Salmonidae. The transcript has 15 exons.